AUGGAGCAGCUAGGGGUGGAGCCCGAGGAGGAAGCGGGCCGAGACGAGGAAGAAGACGCGGCUCAGGCCAUGGAGCGGGCGGAGGCGGGGGAGGCAGGCGGCUCGCCCGGUGCGCCCGGGCCUGAGGAGCCCGGCGGCCUCACUUGGGUUCAUGAUCAAGUGGUGCCAGAAGGAAGUUCUUCAUCCAGAGUCAUAGCACAUGUGGAUCUGGAUUGCUUUUACGCACAAGUAGAAAUGAUUUCAAAUCCAGAACUGAAGGGCAAACCUUUAGGAGUUCAGCAGAAAUAUUUGGUGGUUACCUGCAACUAUGAAGCUAGGAAACUUGGAGUUAAGAAACUUAUGAAUGUCAGAGAUGCAAAAGAAAAAUGUCCACAGCUGGUAUUAGUUAAUGGAGAAGACUUGACUCGCUACAGAGAGAUGUCAUAUAAGGUUACAGAGUUGUUGGAAGAAUUUAGUCCAGUUGUUGAGAGACUCGGAUUUGAUGAAAAUUUUGUGGAUCUAACAGAAAUGGUUGAGAAGAGACUACAGCAGCUUCAAAGUGAUGAACUUUCAGCACUGACUGUGUCGGGUCAUGUAUAUAAUAAUCAGUGUAUAAACCUGCAUGACAUCACGCACAUCAGACUGCUUGUUGGAUCUCAGAUUGCAGCAGAGAUGCGGGAAGCCAUGUGUAAUCAACUGGGUCUCACUGGCUGUGCUGGCGUGGCUUCUAAUAAGUUACUAGCAAAAUUAGUUUCUGGUGUUUUUAAACCAAAUCAACAAACAGUGUUACUGCCUCAGAGUUCUCAAGUUCUUAUUCAGAGUUUGAGCCAUGUAAAGGAAAUGCCUGGUAUUGGUUAUAAAACUGCCAAACGUCUUGAAGCACUGGGUAUCAGUAGUGUGCAUGAUCUUCAAACCUUUUCACCCAAAAUACUAGAAAAGGAGUUAGGAAUUUCAGUUGCUCAGCGUAUCCAGAAGCUCAGUUUUGGAGAGGAUACUUCUCCUGUGACGCCCUCAGGACCACCUCAGUCCUUUAGUGAAGAAGAUUCAUUUAAAAAAUGUUCAUCAGAAGUCGAAGCUAAAAAUAAGAUUGAAGAACUACUUGCCAGUCUUUUGAACAGAGUAUGCCAAGAUGGAAGGAAGCCACAUACAAUCAGAUUAACAAUCCGUCGGUAUUCAUCUGAGAAUCAUUGUAGCCGUGAGAGUCGUCAGUGCCCUAUUCCAUCGCAUGUAAUUCAGAAGUUAGGGACAGGAAAUUGCGAUGUGAUGACCCCAAUGGUUGAUAUACUUAUGAAACUUUUUCGAAAUAUGGUGAAUGUGAAGAUGCCAUUUCAUCUUACCCUUUUAAGUGUGUGCCUCUGCAACCUUAAAGUAUUAAAUACUGCUAAGAAAGGGACUAUUGAUUAUUAUUUAACACCAUCAUUAUCAACAACUUCACGGUCUGGCAAGCGCAGUUUUAAAAUGAAAGAUAGUCAUAUGGAGGAUUUUUCCAAAGACAAAGAAACAAAUUGGAAUUUUCUACCAUCAGGAAGAAUUGAAAGUACAAGAACUGGGGAGGCUCCACUAGAUCCUAAUUUUUCCAAAGAAAAAGACAGUGAUGAAUCCCCACUCUGCUCACUUCCCGAAGGUAUUGACCAAGAAGUCUUUAAGCAGCUUCCAGUAGAUAUUCAAGAAGAAAUCCUUUCUGGAAAAUCUGGAGAAAAAGUUCAAGGCAAAGGAAGCUUAAGUUGUCCAUUACAUGCCUCUAGAGGAGUAUUAUCUUUCUUUUCUACCAAACAAAUGCAAGGUAGUCCCUUAAAUCCUACAGAUCAUUUAUCCAGUAGUAAACAGAUAUCUGUAUCUCCCUGUGAACCAGGAACAUCAGGUUUAAAUAGCAGUAGUUCCUCUUCUCCAUGUAGCCAAAAGGAUUAUUCACAUUAUAUAGACAGUAGAUUAAAAGAUGAACAAAUGAGUCAAGGACCUAAAGAAUCUCAAGGAUUUCAUUUUUCAAAUACAAACCCUGCUGUAUCUAUUUUCCAUUCAUUUCCAAAUUUGCAGAGUGAGCAACUAUUCUCCAAAAACCGCACUACAGAUAGCCAUAAGGAAUCAGUAGUGACAGUCUCUCAUCAUGAAAGACUUACAGAAAAUAAAGAGCAAGAUUCUAGUGAUGAGAAAAUUACCUUUCCUUCUGACAUUGAUCCUGAAGUUUUCUACGAACUACCAGAAGAGGUACAAAAAGAGCUGUUAGCAGACUGGAAGAGAGCAGCAUCAGAUUUCUCCAUUGUACAUAAAUAAGCAUGUUCAGAAAAAAGGUCUAGAAAGCAAAGGAAAGGCCAUUGUUCUCAGAUUUAGCAGUUUAUUAAGCUCCUCUAAAUUAAACACUAAUAGAUAUUCAAUAAUGUAGAAAUCCAAUAUAUAAUGUUCUAGAUAAAAGCAAGUGUAGUUAUGGGAAGUAAAUUCUGGCACAAAGCAUAAAAAUACUCAUACCAAGAAAUAAUGUAAAAUUAUCCUCUUAUUUCUAAAGUUAUUUUAUAUUGCUUUUCAAUAAAAAGAAUAUCAUGGCUAGUACAUUUCCCAUAAAUGGGGAGAGGGGAAGAUACAUAACACCUGUGUGUAGAAACAAAUAGACUAGCCAAAUCAUUGCUAUGACAUAGCAAAGAAUCGUUUUUUUUUCUGUGAAAUAUGGAAUGUCUCAAGAAAUUCAGCCCAUUAGGAAAUUUCCAAGUAAGAAAUUCUGCCGCCAGCUACUAAAAACACAGAUCUUGUUGAAGUACUGUGUACCAUUUAAUAUGCUUUUUAAAAAAUACCAAAGCAGUGUAUGUCCUAUUAAUGCUUUUGAGUACACCAGAGCCUACUGCAGUGCCUCGUACAUGGAAAGCACUCCGCAAUUAUUGAAUGAAUGGUGUGGCAGGGGCCAGGUGGGAGGUUGGGCAGGGGAGUGUACAUGUUGUAGAGAACUAGAAGGAACUCUCCAUCCAGGUAGAUUAAGGGAAGGAUGGACACUAGAAAGGCAAUGUGAUAGGUUUUGUAAGAAGGCUGGGUAAUUGGGUGCCCGGGCGGCUCAGUGGGUUAAGCGGCU
Enhydra lutris kenyoni (northern sea otter) is the source of this 3034-nucleotide messenger RNA. RefSeq names its product DNA polymerase iota. Gene Ontology annotation, molecular function: damaged DNA binding; DNA-directed DNA polymerase activity. The coding region runs from base 1 to 2250 and encodes 749 amino acids. The record is from RefSeq and is a predicted model, not a curated record. Lineage: Eukaryota; Metazoa; Chordata; Mammalia; Carnivora; Mustelidae. The transcript is spliced from 10 exons. Gene Ontology annotation, biological process: translesion synthesis.